Molecule: messenger RNA, 2482 nt
Organism: Erigeron canadensis
Lineage: Eukaryota; Viridiplantae; Streptophyta; Magnoliopsida; Asterales; Asteraceae
Exons: 3
Coding region: 273-2342 (689 amino acids)
Source: RefSeq, a predicted model, not a curated record
AGACCUUGCUGCAAGUACUAUCCAAGCCGGCGGUUAAAUGUAAACCAAACAGGUCCAAUACCGAUAAUAAGAAAAUAGAAGGAGACCUGCACCAAACCUCAAAUUUCGGUGGCCAGCCGUCUCUUCUUCGGUGUUACAUAACCUGCUCAUCAAACCCCUCGGCCCUGAAAUCUAAGAAGGAGCAUCAUAAUAAGAAGCAGGAGGUUUCUAGUGUAUAUUGUGACCGAUUCCCUCGUUUAUCUGCAAAUUAUCCAUGGUUUGUCGUUCAGAACAUGGAAAACGACAUGGAUGUCCACUUUUUCUCCACAUUACGAAACCCGUUGUUUAAAUAUCAUUGUCGGAUCCCUGACCUGAUCGGGAAACGUAUUUGGAGAUGUUUCCAUGGCUGGUUGAUUCUCUCCAACCAUCCUCACAACAAUAUGUGGUCUUUGUAUAACCCAUCCACUUCUAAUGUCCUAUCCCUGCCUCCCCUGAUUAUGAAAGACGGAGAUUAUCAAUCUAUCAGGGAAUGCUGUUUGUCGGCCCCUCCUAGUGAUCCCAAUUCAGUUUUCUUGUUAAUGAGAGCCAAUAAGCCUACCUUUGUUUUCUGUCAAGUAUCACCAAAAAGAAAGAAAAGCCUAAGAAAGAAGCCAAGGUGGAUUGAGAUGUCAUACUCUAAUCAACUUAAGAAAUUCACCUUAAAUGGUGAAUUACUAUAUAGCCUGAACUGUUGCAACGGUAAAGUAUAUGCCUUAAAUACCAACUCUGUAAUGUGUGAGGUUUUUAUACAGAUUGAUAUUGUAGUUAAGGAUAUAGACGUUGUGAUAAAGCUACUGUUCUUUGGAACAAGCCCGGAUCUUCCUUCUGAUCGAUGUGAACACUGGAUUCAUUUCCUGAAAGGAUCCUGUUCGGAAUUAUUCUACAUUACAGUAGGUUUUGUACACAUUCCUGAAAGGAUCGAUGUGAACACGGAAUUAUUCUACAUUACAGUAGGUCGUGAUAACUCUAUAUUUUACAGCCCUACAGUUGCCUCGGAGUUUGGGGGUUUUGUACACAUUCGUGACAAAAUGGACAAAGUAAUUUAUUGUUACAACGUCAACUAUCAGACCAUCAUCCAGUACCCUUUACCUUCUCUAUCCCAACCAACAAAUCAUGUGUUGUUAUGGGAAUGCAGUUUACAAGGUGACAAUGAAGAAGCAAAAUCUAUAGUUGAUAUGAAAAAAGAAGAUGAAGCAAUAGUGAUGAAAUCAGUUACAGAUGACCCCAUUGGAAUUGAUGAUUCAGGCCUUCUUUGUGUCCCACUUGAUAUUUUGGCAGCGCUUAUGGAGUUUUGUGUUGGUCUGGAAUACAUGAACUUCCGUGCUACAUGCAAACGUCGUUAUUUUGCAGCACCUCUAAUACAAUGGAGUGACGAAACAGCAUUAAAGAGACUGCAAAAUUAUUCUUUACCAUCACCAUGGCUGAUGGCUUUGCAAAAACAUCAAAGGGUUAUCGUUUUCAAUGAUCCGAUGCUGGGGGGUGAAUUCUAUAUGAUGAAUUCACAGAUAUGGGCAAUUAAUGAGACAAUUUAUUGUUCUAGGUUUGGUUGGUUGUUGUUUGAAAUAAGUGACUUAUGCUUAGUGUUCUUUAACCCUUUCACAAAUGAUCUUCGCGAGCUUCCAAAUCCGGGUUAUUAUCUUCAAAGCUUAUGCUUCUCAGCCCCGCCUACUUCCCCGGAUUGUAUGGUGGUUGGAUAUAAUCAUAUACGCGAAUGGGAGAUUUUCGUCCAUUUCGUAGCUCAGGAACCACCCUGUUGGCGUAGGUUUCGUAUAAGUCCCGAUCCACUUUCUCUUUGUUGUCCAACAUUAUUUGGCCAUGAUCUUUAUGCCUUGUCUAGCAAUAGAGAACUCGUUCUUUUCAAUAAUUUGGGUGAAGAAGAUGUUGCUUGGAAGAUUUUCGAAGCCAAAGCACUGACAAGUUCUUGCAGAUCUCAGGUACGAUAUUACUUGGUAAAAUGUGAUGAACAUUUAUUACUAGUUAUUGUUGGUGCGAUUGGAGAACCCGUUGAUAUAUUCAAACUUAAUGACUCUACUCAAGAAUGGGAAAAAAUAAAUGGCAUAGGAAAGCACAUGAUAUAUAUUUGUGAUGCGACAUGUCUAUGCAUGGAAGCCAAAACCCGAGAAAUGGAGAAUAAGAUCUACCUUCCAAAACUAUGUUCUACAAAUGGCAAGAUAGUCUUCUAUUCGCUGGAAACAUGCACGUUUCACACUUUUAAUGGCGAAAACAUCCAAGAAGAUGCAAGGGAUGUCUCAAAUGUGGAUGUCUCAAAUGUUGCUGCACUACUUUGUGCUCAUGCAUGGGUUGAACCAAGUUGGUUGUGCUGAUUUUGUUAUUUGUAUUUAUAUUUUACUUUUAUUUUAUUUUUAUCUUAGACCUUGUUUGUGCCGAUGUGGGGUUAUUUGUAUCAUUGUAUGGAGUAUAAAUCGAUCAGCCGUUCAAAAAUAAGGCUUGAAUAUUAUUGUUA